Molecule: messenger RNA, 1624 nt
Organism: Cucurbita moschata (crookneck pumpkin)
Lineage: Eukaryota; Viridiplantae; Streptophyta; Magnoliopsida; Cucurbitales; Cucurbitaceae
Product: probable LRR receptor-like serine/threonine-protein kinase At1g51880
Exons: 4
Coding region: 72-1127 (351 amino acids)
Biological process (GO): protein phosphorylation
Molecular function (GO): protein kinase activity; ATP binding
Source: RefSeq, a predicted model, not a curated record
AAUUACGGGGAAAAAAGCCUUCAAAUUGCUUCCAUUUUGAUAUCCAAAUCAGCAUUACUCGCCGGAAAAAGAUGAAAGACGACGUGGUAGUACCAGUUUUAGCAUCGGCGGUUGGGUUGUUGGGGGCUCUUUUAAUUGCACUGGCUCUUUUCUGGGUUAUCAAAGCCUGCCGGAAACUAAUUGCCCAGAAAUAUGAGUCGGUUCCGGUGGAGAUGAAACCCCGGCGUUUUUCAUAUGAGGAGGUGGUGAAGAUGACCCAUAACUUCCACCGAGUCAUUGGCAGAGGAGGAUUUGGAAGCGUUUACCAAGGCCAAAUCAACGGCGUUCCGGUUGCCGUGAAGGUGCAUAGAGGAGCUCGUCUCACUCAAUCUCAAAACGAGGUGAUUUAUCUCAGCAAAGUUCAUCACAAAAAUUUGAUAAAUCUGAUUGGGUAUUACGAAGAUUCCACAACACGGGCAGUGGUUUAUGAGUUCAUAGCCAAUGGAGACUUGAAGAACAAUCUUACAGGAAGUGCUUCAACCAAAUUGUCAUGGGAACGCAGACUUGGGAUAGCCAUUGGUUUGGCCCAAGCUUUGGAUUACCUGCACGACGGUUGCCAGCCGCCGCUCAUUCACAGGGACAUUAAGAGCGCACACAUCUUGUUGUGCGACAAUUUUGAAGUGAAGCUUUGUGGGUUUGAUUUGGCCGUCACCCUAACUCCAUCCCACCACGGUCAAUCUCAUGUUUCCAUUGAUGUUGUAGGCACUUCCCGAUACAUCGACCCACAGUAUUGUGUAUCGGGUAAGUUAACAAAAGGGAGCGAUGUGUAUGGGUUUGGAGUUGUUUUGAUGGAAAUAGUUACUGGAAAACAAGCAGGCCCAAUUGGUGUUGAUGGAGAAUAUGUGGGCUUGACUCAAUGGGUUAGCUCCAUGUUUGGUAAAGCCCAAGUUGGAAGCGUGGUUGAUCCAAGGUUAGAAGGAAAUUAUGAUGUGUGCUCGGUGGAGGAAGCACUCAAGAUUGCAAUGGCUUGUUCGUCCGAGAACACCCAUGAUCGACCGACCAUGGGUGAGGUGGUAAUCAAACUCAAACAUUGCUUGCAAUUGGAGACAGCUCGAUCCAACCAAACCAUUUCUGGCGGCUACACAUAAUUCAUACCUCUUGUUUGUUUUAUGUGUUAAUGAUUAGACUCUUCGUAAAUUUAAAAAUGUUAUCGGUUGCUCGAUAUAUAGCUUGAAAAUUUAGAGUUUUAUUAGAUAUAAAUAUUGGAUGUGCUCCACUAGAGGACACAAAUAAAAUAAGAACAGUUGUUUUUGGAAAAGAUUAGCUAGCAAAAGAUCAUCACUAGUCUAAUGUAGUCAGACUCAGUAAUUGUGUGAGCUCAUUAUCUAAAUGGUUGGUUCCAAAGUUUUAGAAAUCUAGAUAUUUUAGGAAUAUCAUAGACAAACAUACGGUCCACAGUGUCCUAAAGAGUGUCUUGUAAUCUUUUCUUGAUUCUGUUCUAAUACAACAAUAUUUCCAACUUCUCGAGAAGCAAAAAUGGAGCAAACCCUAUGAAUUAAAAGCCCGUAUGAUUCAUCCUCACUUCUUUGGAACAUUGGUUUUCGUGUGAUUCGUGAUUGGAACAACCUUAAGCCCAUUCAUGUCA